This is a messenger RNA of Lacerta agilis (Sand lizard), 1887 nucleotides long. RefSeq names its product atrial natriuretic peptide receptor 1-like. NCBI's taxonomy places the organism in Eukaryota, Metazoa, Chordata, Lepidosauria, Squamata, Lacertidae. Bases 1 to 1887 code for a protein of 628 amino acids. Gene Ontology annotation, molecular function: peptide receptor activity; protein kinase activity; guanylate cyclase activity. The transcript is spliced from 17 exons. The record is from RefSeq and is a predicted model, not a curated record. Gene Ontology annotation, biological process: protein phosphorylation; cGMP biosynthetic process; receptor guanylyl cyclase signaling pathway.
AUGAUCAAGGUUCUGGAAACCAAGCCUUAUGAGGAGCAUGAGUUGAAGAUGAUGGUCUGUGGGGAUGACAUCUGCGAGGAUGACGAGGGCUGCUCCACGUGCCCGGCUGACUGUGGCGAAUGCCCGUUGGCAACAGACAUCAGGAUCGCAAUUGCCUUACCAAUAUGUCUGGUCUGCACUGGCUUUAUUCUGACAGUCGUGUGGUUCCAGUACCAAAAGCAAAAAAUGUUUUGGGAUGAAAGCUGGAUCAUAGACUUCAGCUGCAUCAAACAAGAAUACAUGGCAAGGACUGCAAUGGGGAGCGCCCUGAGUGUGCCACUUCAACCCAGCGCCUCCAAUACCAGCUGCCUCACGACACUGAGCUCCUGUACAGCAGCUGCCAACGCUUCCAAGAUGAACUAUUUUACGCAGACGGGGAUCUAUGAUGGUAGAACAGUGGCCAUCAAGAAAAUAAUGAACAAGACGUUUACUCUCACUAGGACCAUCCGUAAAGAAGUCAAACAAGUGAGAGAACUGGACCACCCAAAUCUCUGCAAAUUCAUUGGAGGCUGUAUUGAAGCGCCAAAUAUCGCCAUAAUCACGGAAUACUGCCCUAAAGGAAGUUUGACUGACGUGCUGCUCAAUGAAGACAUCCCUUUAAACUGGGGCUUCAGGCUUUCUUUCGCCACAGACAUUGCUCAGGGAAUGGCGUAUCUUCACCAGCAUAGGAUCUAUCAUGGGAGAUUAAAGUCCACCAACUGCGUCAUUGAUGACCGCUGGGUUUGUAAGAUUUCAGACUAUGGCUUGCAGUUCUAUAGAAAAGAAGAUGAUUUAAUGGAUUCCAAUGUUCCUCAUAAGCACUUCACACAAAUAUAUCUGGCGCCUGAGGCUCACGCCACACCAAACUUUGAACCAACUCCAGUUGCAGACGUGUACAGCUAUGCCAUCAUUUUAAUCGAAAUAGCAACAAGAAUUGACCCCACCCUGCUGAUCAGGAGGUGUAGGAAAAGCAAUCCAGCACAAAGGCUUACCUUUGAGCAAGUCAGGAAGUUGCUGCAGAAGAUGAACCCAAACAAAGUUAGCCCAGUUGACAUGAUGAUGACUUUGAUGGAGAAAUACAGCAAACACCUGGAGGUGUUAGUAGCAGAAAGGACUCAGGACUUGACGCAUGAAAAGCAGAAGACGGACCGUUUGUUGUACAGCAUGUUGCCAAAACAGGUAGCUGAUGAUUUAAGACAAGGAAAGGCAUCACAGGCCCAAAGUUACAUAAACUCCACAGUAUUUUUCAGUGACAUUGUUGGCUUCACUCAGCUCUCCAGCACCAGCACGCCUUACCAAGUGGUUGACUUCCUAAACAAACUCUACACGACCUUUGAUGAAAUCAUAGACAAUUACGACGUCUACAAGGUGGAAACUAUCGGAGAUGCCUACAUGGUGGUGUCAGGAGUGCCCAGGGAGAAUGGCAUUCGCCACGCCAGCGAAAUUGCGAGUAUGGCUCUGGACCUGGUCUCGGUGUGCAAAACGUUUAGGAUCCCGCACAAGCCCAAUACCCAGCUAAAGAUUCGAGCAGGGAUCCACUCAGGGCCAGUUGUGGCAGGAGUUGUGGGAACAAAAAUGCCCCGGUACUGCUUAUUUGGGGACACCGUCAACACAGCCUCCAGGAUGGAGUCCACCAGUGAAGCUCUCAAAAUACAGUGCAGUUCAAAUACAUACCAGCUGCUGGAACAGAUUGGAGAGUACAUAUUGGUGUGCCGGGGGAAUUUGCAAGUCAAGGGGAAAGGUGACAUGGUAACGUAUUGGCUGGAAGGAAAGAAGUCUAGUGCAACUCAAAAGAAGGCGCCAAGCCCUUCCACAACCUCUCAGACUCUUAACCAAAGUACUUGCAAUAUCAUCCCAGGUGUUAUAUAA